Messenger RNA from Sinocyclocheilus grahami, 11154 nucleotides. Its product is annotated as BAH and coiled-coil domain-containing protein 1-like. The coding region runs from base 345 to 8687 and encodes 2780 amino acids. The transcript is spliced from 29 exons. The record is from RefSeq and is a predicted model, not a curated record. NCBI's taxonomy places the organism in Eukaryota, Metazoa, Chordata, Actinopteri, Cypriniformes, Cyprinidae. Gene Ontology annotation, molecular function: chromatin binding.
AAGAGGAUCGCCGCUCCGAGACCCGAUUCGCGACUUCAGGGGCCUAGAGAAGCCCGAGACCGGCGAACGACCAUUGCUGCAAUCGUAUGAGGGGAAUUAGGACUGAGCCACUGAAAUAUGCUUUUUAGAAUAAGCGGCAUCAUUGCUCUGAAUGCGUUUCUUGAUUUCUAAUUAAAAUUAUUUAUUGUUAUGCAAGGAUAUAUACAUACCAAAAAGAUGAUUGAGGACUUCAACCUGAGCAGGAGAGGCGAGCUUUCCACUAAAGCAAACGCAGACGGAUUACAGUACAUAGGUUUAAUCUGAUUUCCGCUUGAUUUUGGAUUAUAUCGGAUGUUUUCUUUGGAAUGGAGGGUCGUGAUUUCUCCGCUCCAGCACACCUCCUCUCAGAGCGGGCCACUCUAGUGCACCGCGCCGCCUCUCGCAUCUCCUCCUCCGGCCACGGCUCUGUGCAACAUGCGCCUCAUUUUCCAGCCGGGAAAUAUUAUCCAUCUCACUUACCGAUGGCGGCGCAUUCAGGCAGUGGACUGAUGGGAAACUCCUCAGCCACCUUCAUGGGGACUUUCCUGGCCAGCAGUCUAGGCUCUCCUCCCUCACACCCACCACACCCCUCCAGACCACCAUCCUCUCCCUCCUCUCCUCCUUAUCGUGGGGGUCCUCACUCCAGCGCCUCUCAGAUCUGGUUCCCCCACUCACAUGAAGCAGUCCCAGGGUAUCCUCGCUUCUCAGGGAGUCUAGCCCACACCUUUCUUCCCAUAAGCCAUUUGGAUCACCAUGCCAACAGUGGGGUCCUCUAUGGACAGCAUCGUUUCUAUGAUACACAAAAAGAGAACUUCUAUUUAAGAAGCCUCCCGUCCCAGCCCCCACUCAUCUCAGCCAAUCACAACAUCCAGCCGAUGUCAAGGACAGGAUCCGGACAACCCCAGGGCUCAUGCAGCAGGGACAGAGAUGCAGGAAGUGGGAUGAACCUACAAAAGGGUAUUAAAGAGCCUAGCUUAGAGAGAGGUGUGGUUUCAGCUGCAAAAGAUAAAGACAGACCUAGUAAUAAACAUGAUUCUAAAGACCGCCAUCACCACCAACUACUCCAUCAUCACUCCCAUCAACCCCAGCUCCACCCACAACAUCCAGCCACUAUGGAAGAGAUGAACGGCAGGGGACACAAAGCCACUCUGCCUAUUGAGUAUAAGGAACAUCCACAGAGCAUGGGAAAGCCUCUUAGUGCCUGUCUGCUGAAUGGAAAGAUGCUAAAUGGGGACCAUGGAACAGGGGCAAAAGGCUCCAUGACUACGUAUGGUGGGGAUGGGGUGGUUAGAGGUAAUGUAGGGUCCAAUAAUGUCCAAAACAGACACGUGGGAGGUGGCACUAACGGGCACUGUGGUAAAGAGGCGAUAAGUGGGGAGAUGCGGAUCAGUGAACAGCCUCCUACAGACUGUCUGGAGCGAGGUCAGGCAUUGCAGCAUUCUUUGCCCUAUUCAGUGCCUCCUCCACUGCCCAUGGCUGCUGGAGGGGGGCAUCCAAGUGGCUUCCACUGUCUGCAGCUCCAUCCUGGCCACCCCCAUCACCCACACCAAAAUCGCCACUCACACCAUCACCCUGACUUUUUCUGCCCUCCACCACCAGCCCCUAUGGGAAAUCCUUCCUUACAUGAUAAAGGAAUCAAUAAUGGUGGCUGCAGAGACUCCAAAGUGACUGGAGCCACAUUUAUUCCAUCUGUUAGCCACCUUGGGGAGAAAACCGGAGGCCCCUUCCAGAUGGGCAACUCUGAGUGCCAGGGGGUUGGGGGUGGAGGGAACAGUGUCAAGGACAAGGCCAUGGAAAAGAUUGGCAAUGGGGGGCAUCAUGGUAACUGGCCCAGGAAACAACAGCAUCAACCUCCAACCCAGCAGCAGCAUCCCUACAGAAAAGCUGAAAAAGCACCUGACUGGAUGCACAACCACAACCACCACCAUCACCUACAGCAACAACAGCAGCAGCAAAGCCAUUCCCAGCAACACCAGACUGUGCGAUCCCGCAGUGCUGACUGCAUCAACAGUAUGGAAACAGACAUGUUCAGAUCUACACUUACUCAAGAGACAAAGACUGUUCAUCCUCUACCCAACCAAACCAACACAAAUUCUCAGCCCUACAGAGACUGCUCACACUCCGGGCCUCCAACCAUUCCCUCACCUCUUGCUGGGAAGACCAUGACUCAGCACACGGGUGGAGGAGGACAUGGAAGCUGCUCUAUGCAGCGAGAUGGACAGAAGGUUGCCCGCAUUCGCCACCAACAGCACAGUAGGGCUGGCCCCGAUACCCCUGGCACAGACAUGGCCCAGGCUAAUGGGAACCAGGAGAUGAAGCGGAAGAUGGAAAUGUCUCCUUAUGGCUACAACAACAAUGUGCAGCAUCACCCACAUCAGCAUACAUCAGUGCCACCUUGGGCCAUGCAAUCUCAUCACAUCCACUCUGAAGAGAACCAGCAUAAAGCUUACAUGGAACCUAACAGUGGAACUGCCAACAACAGACCGCCCACACAACAGCAGCACCAGACGGCAGGAAUGGGUCCUCCUCCUCCUCCUCCCCUUCAUCCAGCUCCUCCUCAAAACCAGCAGGAGAUCACAAGCUCACAGGGAGAGAACAGUGCCAUAAAGAACCUUCUGAAGUACAGCAACCAGCAGCCUCUCCUCCUGUCCCAAAAGAGCCCAUUUGGAGGGCUUGGGAACCUCAAAACAGCAGCUAAUGGCACCAGCUGCUCUAUACAGGGAGGCAAGCAGACCCUACCCUCCAGGAAAGGCCAAAGCCAUGAAAGUGAGAGAGCUGAUUGUGGUGGACGUGGCCGAGAGAUAGGAGAUGUCCCACAUGUAGAGGGGGAGGUGCGACAGCCUCCGGUAGGGAUUGCAGUUGCCGUGGCAAGACAGAGAGAACCUCCAUGCCAAGCAUCAGGCAGCCAUCCCAGCAGCCGACAGGGGCGGGUGCACUCCACCAUGAAAGGCAUUCCACGCUCCAUGUAUCCUUCAGAUUCAACUGGAGAGGAGGAGAGGAAAAGGAUGAGCGUUGAACACAUGGGCCACCGGUGCCUAGACAGAGAACGAGACGUGUAUAUUAGGGAUAACAAGGAAAGGGUCGAAUUGGCACACAUCCAUCCCUCAAACAGUUGCCAUGGUGACCUUACCUCUCACAUCAUGGUGCCAGGUGGAACUUCCAUGCAGUCGAGCCAAUUAGGAGACCCAGCUGCACAUACACACUCUGCUCAUCACCACUGGAUGCCACGUACAGGAAGUCCCUCACUAUGGAUGACAGGUCACUCCUACGGUAUUGGUCACACAGCUCUGCAUCAGAAUCUCCCUCCUGGGUUUUCUGCAGCCAUGCCUGCCCCUCUUCAGCCAGUUCUACCCCUGCCCCAGGACCCCUCCACCCAACUGGUGGUGCUGCCCAGUGAGCCUGCCACACACCCGGCUUCUCACCUUGAUGUGAUGGAGCAGCCUGGCCUGUGGCCCCCAGUCUACAGGGCCCGAGGGGCCCACUCCCACAUGCAGCAUCCUGCUGUGUAUCCUCGCUCGCAGUUUCUACGGCAACAAGAGCUUUAUGCUCUCCAGCAACACCAGCAGCUGCAGCAUCAGCAACACCCCAGCCAUCACAUGCCGCCACCUCCAUCACACAGAGUAGCAAACAACAUAGAUCUUCAGCAGAGAGCCACAGCUGACCACAGCCAGGUGCAAAAGAAGCCAGAAGAACAGAGCAUGGAGCUAGAAGACAUUUUGUCUGAACCCAGGACUCCCAAACCUGCUAAGGGCUAUGCCUACGGCCCAUCCAACCAGGCCUCCUCACCUCCCAGGGGCUCCGCUGCCCAUUUGUCGCCCUGCUGCCAGUCCCCUUGUAUGCGGCCUCACCCUAAAAGCACACCCUCCACUCCCUGCCCCGCCCCAAGUCCGGUAGCUGCGACACCCCGCUCACCAGCCAUCAGCCCUUCUCCAUCACAGAUGCCCAAAACUGUUGAGUCCCAGGAAAAGAGAGUGGAAGGGCAGCCACUACAAGACUAUCCUCAAUCCAUGGAGCCUGAUCUGCCACCUGGAUAUACCUAUCCGAAAAUCAACAUGGGAUAUAGGAAUAUCCCCACCACUCAAGACGUACAGCUGGCAGAGCCUGCUGAUCUGGAGGCUGUUCAGACUGAACCUGUUGAGCACCCUCCUCCAGCUCUCUCCAGCUUGGGAGAGGGCCUGGAAUGUCAUGCAAUGGUGAGGCCACUCCGAGAACCACAAGAGCCAACAAUGGACGUUGAUGCCACUAGUCUAGUUGAAGAACAACCUGAGGGUGUGUUUGUGCAAGGGGAGGUUGUCAAGACAGUCAUGGCCAUGGGCUGCUGUGAACCCAUUGAGGACAAUCAGAAAAAGGAGCAUGCCAAGAUAAUUUGCACACCUGCUGAAGUUUCAGGCUCUGAAGAAGGACAGGUAACUAUCCUAUCGUCUGAGGAAGUAAUCCAUCAAGAAGAACCAAUUGUUACCUUUGACGAAGAAGUGGGGGAAGAUAUACCUCCUCAAGAGAGUGAAGACAUUGACACACUGAAGGAUCCAAUACCAAUACCACAACCAUGUGUCUCUGAUUGUUCACUCAACCAGCUGCCAAACACCACUGCCCAAGCAGAUGUUGCAGUGGUUACUGAGGAAGAUGAAGAGAAAAACUAUGUGAAGGUUCCAUCUCCAACAACAAAUAGCUGCUCCCAGAGUCUCACAACAAGUUACUGGAGUUUGGAGCUCCUGAUUGCAGCAGCCUUCUGUGGGGACUGUCCUCCUCCCUCUCCACCUUCCCCUUACCAAUCCCAGAGAUACUGUGGCCCACUCAACUCCACAUAUCAUGGCAUGGAAUUGCUGAGUGAGCUGGCUGAUCUGGAACUGCAACGGUAUCAACAAAGUUGUGGUAAAACUCAAGAAGAAGAUCAAUGGACUUUUGACCUGCAGAGUCUUGCUACUUUGGCAGCAGCACGUGCCCUUGAAUUGGGUUCACAGGAGAGCAGCACCACAGAUGCUGAGAAGCAGUUUCCUGCUCGAAGAGCUCUCAACUUGCGCAGAAAAUGCAGCUGGACGCCUCGCCAUGAGCCGGUUUGCCCAGUGAAAGGUACCAUGGACAGUAUGGAUGGGCAGGAGUUGGCGAUGCGAGUGAGGUUAGCAGAGCUGCAACAGCGUUACAAAGAGAAGCAGAAAGAACUGGCCAAACUCCAGAGGAAGCAUGAUCACCAGAAAGAGGAGACUCCUCGCAGUCCAGCACGUCGUGGCCCUGGUAGACCACGCAAACGCAAAUCAGUCCCUGGUCUUGGCUCCGGGGCCCUUAUUGAACCCCAGAAAAAAGUAAAGUUGGUGGGGGUGGGGCUAAGUCCACUAGCAGAGGAGCACCGGGGAGGUGGAGAAUCGCAGAAGAAAAAUAAAAAAUUGUCCAGUCGAGGAUUUGGCCGCCUUAGCUCUACACAGAUGAAGUCACAGUGUUAUCGGAAGAACAGCACCCAUGAUCAACAAAUAACUCAACUCAAGCAGAAGGUCCCAGGUGGACGACAUUCAUCUGGAGCUGCGUCAAGAGACCCAGAGUUUUCCUCUGCAUCUAAGAGCCUGUACUCUGGCCAUAGUAACUCCAAAAGAGAUUCUACACAGCUCAGCACAGCCAAUGAGUCUGAGAGCCUGAGCGAUACAGCCACGAGUGGGGACAGCGGGACACAGGAGUGCUGGAAGAGACACCAUCCAGUGGCAGCUAAAAAGGAAAGAAAGAAAAGUCCUGGAUCAGCAGCUUGUUUGCAGCAGCCAGGGGCCAGGAUCCCGCAGGGCAGGGGACAGGAAGUGGAUGAGGACGGGGAGACGUCCCCCUCUGAGAGCGAGUCCUCUGAGCAAGAGGAAGAUGAAGAGGAAGGCAGUUAUGGCAGUGAGGAAGGCCAAGACAUCAAAGCGCAGACGUUCAGAGAUCUGCCGUUCAGUCCUGCCAUUACAGGCCCCUCAACUUUCUCUGUUGUCAAACUGGAAGCCAAUCAGAAGGCGAAAAUUAAGCGGGCACGACAAGAACUUUAUGGAUCUCAGUUUCGGGCCGUAACAGAUGGGGACGUGAAGGUAAAACGACGACCCACCUGUAGAUCCAUCCCCAUCACUGUCUCCAAACCACCAGGAGUCAGAAGGCGACCAGGCAGGCCCAGAGUGCAGGACAAACGCUGGCCUGGGAUCACGGGCAGGCCGGGUCAUUACAGAAAGAGUAGCAGUCUUCUCUCAUUUCCCAGCAGCAGCAACACUGAGAGGCUAAAGAGAGCCACUCGGAAGAGCUCCAUGCUGAGAGCCACGAGGAGAACUUACUGGUCGACCGAGGCCCAGUCCCAAGACAGUGAUGAUAACGGCAGCACUCGGAGAACAAGACUUCGAGAGUCCAAAGGUCGAGCAGUCAGCCGUCUGAUGGAGAGUUUUGCAGCAGAUGAGGGCUUCCACCUGGGUGAGGACAGUAGCUUCUCAGAGGAGGAUGAGAGGAAGGUGUCAUCGAAUAGCAGAAGUGCUCCAGCUCCUCCGAACUGUGUUCUGACUAAAGAGCUCCUGACAGAUGAACUCAAAGUUCUGAUCUCCAAAGAAGAUGAACUACUGUAUGCUGCUCGUGUGCAACCCCUGGAGUCGCCUGAUGUCUACAGUAUUGUUAUCGACGGGCAGAGAGGAAACCGACCCAGAAUCUACUCCCUGGAGCAACUCUUGCAGGAAGCCGUACUGGAUGUACGCCCUGACACUGAGGCUGUGCUAAAAGAAGGGACUAGAGUGUGUGCUUACUGGAGUGAGCGCUCACGUUGUCUUUACCCGGGAUAUGUGCGAAGGGGAGGCGAUGAAUCUAAACCUGGUGGGGUUAUGGUGGAGUUUGAUGAUGGAGAUAGAGGGUGGAUCUCUCUCUCCAAUAUUCGCUUUCUUCCACCAGGUUACCAAAUCCAAUGUGUUGAUCCUGGACUCAUCUCUGAGGGGCAGCUUGACAAAAAAAUUUCCAAGCAAGAAAACAAGACUCUGAGUGAAAGGACAGCAAGAACAGACAGAUUCAAAGCUCAGGAGAAGCUUGUCAGAAGACCAGGGAGGCCUAAAGGUUCAGGGCUAAAGAAGUCUCUCUCAGACAGUGUAGCCAAGAGCUCAGCACCUGCUGUGGCAUGGCCAUCAGUGGCUGCACCCAGGAAGAGAAUGCCUGUUAACUUUUUCCAGCUCAGUGGCUCAGCCUCGAAGAAGGCCUUGAAAGGCAGGGUGGCGGAAACAUCUUCUCGACCUUCAGUCUCCAUGACGACACCAACCAAAGGCCUCUUUAGCAGUAGCUCCUUUGAGGUCGACUCCUUCAGCAGCAUAGCUAACGGUUAUUCAUCCUUUGGCAGCCAGACAUCUGGGAUUUCACUGGAGGGCAAGAACAGUUCUUAUGGUCAAAAGAAGAGGAUUGAGGAGCCAGCACAACCUCGGGGCAAGAAAGCCGAAUUUCUAAUCAAAUUGGACCAUGAAGGAGUAACAUCUCCAAAGACUAAAAACAGUAAGGCUCUCCUGUUGCUGGGAGCCUCAGGAUUUGGCUCCAAUGGGGUGGGUGGUUUGCCCAGGGCAGAGGCUUACUCACACCCAGUUCUGCUAGUCAAGGAAAACAGGAAAGGAGACGGCUCACGAGCAGAGCUCUUACUGAAAGGGAAAGCAGUCCAGAGGAAGCCCUCACCAUCAUUGCACAUGAGUGAGUAUGGAGACUUGAACCUUGGCUGCCACAUGGACUGCCACAGCUCUUACUCAGACAUGGAUGAGGAAGAGGAAGAAGUGGAAAGGAGGACAGGGCGUGCUGCACUUGCUCCUGCCUCUGGAGGUUUGAGAACAGCUGGCCGUUUUCUCUCACGCAUCUCGGUCUCCUCGUCUUCCUCAGGUUCUUCCAGCUCUUCCAGCUCAGGCUCUCUCUCGAGUUCCAGUCUGUGCUCUUCUGAAAAUGACUCAUCUUACAGCUCGGAGGAUGAGGAAAGCUGCUUGACCCCCCACCAUUCUUUGCUCCAGACCCCUGAACCCCCUGUGGGACCCCCACGGCACUCCUUUGUGGCCAAAGCUGUGGCAGUGUCCAGUGCCAAAGGUGGGCAUGGCAACCACAGUACUAACAGCAAGCCACAGAAGAGGAAAGAGUAUCCCAGUUCAUUCUCCAAAACCCCUAAAGAUCUGGUUAAGAGGCAACGGCUUCUAGCAGACCAGACCAAACCCAGAGUGUCAACCACCCUGCCAUCUAGACAGCUGUGGAGGUGGUCAGGAAACCCCACGCAACGCCGUGGACUUAAGGGAAAGGCCCGGAAGCUUUUCUACAAGGCCAUAGUGCGUGGCAAGGACAUGGUGCGGGUAGGAGACUGUGCUGUGUUCCUUUCGACUGGGCAGCCUCUUUUGCCGUUAAUCGGCCGCAUUGAGAGUUUCUGGGAGUCAUGGCAGAGCAGCAUGGUCGUGAAGGUCCAGUGGUUCUACCACCCUGAAGAGACCAAGCUAGGCAAGAGACAUCGUGAUGGCAAGGAACAUGCUCUGUACCAGUCAUGCCAUGAGGAUGAAAACGACGUCCAGACAAUCUCUCAUAAGUGUCAGGUGGUCACACGUGAGGAAUACGAGCGAUUGACCCGCAACAGGAAGUCUGAUGGGAGCUAUCAUGACCUGUACUAUCUGGCCGGCACUUACGACCCCACCAGUGGCCAGCUGCUCACUGCAGACGGGAUGUCCAUACUCUGUUAGCACUGGACUUGCAUGCCUGCGUAUACUACUGAGUUGUCUUUGGUCCAAGUCAGAGAUGUUGCACUGCAAAUAAGAGGCUGGACUUUCCGACAGAGGACCAGGAAGUAGACUACCACACUCAUACCCAUAAACUCUGUCUACUCCGGGGAGAUAUGUGCAUGCUCCUCCUAGCGAUACCUUACAGUACAGUAGAUCCAGUUUGUCCAUGGUCCUAAUUCUCUUCCGAGGUUUUCUAAUGGGCAUAUUGUGGAUCUAAUUUAUGAACUGUUACCUGAUCUUAGAUCACCAAAGCAAAACUCUUGGUUUGGAGAACAUGGCGGAUGUUUAUGAAGGCUUGAGCCAUGUUGUAGGCAGUGGCGGUGUGGGGAGCUCUCCGCACGUCACUUUCAUGAUUCCAGGGAUAUUUAAGUACAUAUAGAUCUAAAUAUAUAUUAAGUUCAUUUAUGUAUAUAUAGGGAAGUAUUUCCUUUCAAGCCAUACACUUCAGUACCUCUUAACAUGUCUUUUUAUUCAGGUGUAGAUUGUACAGGACAGGUUGCUGGUGUUUUCUUUGUUGUUGUCUAUAUGUAAAUAUUCGAAGCUAUUUUAUAUAAGUGUAAUGCUUAUCUUACCAUGUUCUAAUUGAUUUAUUUUUGUAUAAGUGGGUGAUACAGUAGUUGAUUUCUGUGAGAGGGUGGACUGCUGAUGUAUGCAUUGCACUGCACACGGCCUGCUGAUACAGUGAGAGCGGAGUCGUCCCUGCCCUGCUUUCUCUUUCAGGGAGAGGGGUUACACAGGGCUCCAUCCUUUUAUUGGCUGCACUUUGGGCAUUUGUUCCUCUAAUGUCUUACUUCAUUUUUGUUUUUGGUUGCUUAUGUUAGCAGACUCAAAACACUUUAAUGUUAAAACAAAGGGAAACAAAUAUUGACUCCUUAAAAUGGUUCCAUAAAUUUGACAUCCAGUGGCUAAAUUUAAUCAGUUUUUUAAAUUAGUGUACAAAAAAGGAGAGUAAAAUGGUGAUCCUCAUAAAGAAAUGUCAAGGUCAUAUUUCAUAAAAUCAGGAAGAAAUCACAAAGUCUGAUUUUAGGACUAUUUGAACCGACGCAUAGUGACAUUAAACACAAUGUCAUUCUCAGUACCAUGAUACAGUAAUGAAAAUCAGAAGGUCUGCCUGGACACAAUGAUUUUUUGUUCUUGGCCUAAUUUGUGAGAUUCACCUUAAAUACUGGUAUAUAAUACUAGAAGGACAUGAAAAAGAAUUCUGGCAUGUGUUAUUACUGUAUCUGAUGCAUUUUCAAAUGCAUCCUGCACUGUAUCAUUCGCUUUUUACUGCAUUUUUAAAUUGAGCUCCCAUCAAAAUGAGUAUUUUCUAUUAAUGGUGAAAUACACCUGAUUCUUUAUCUUAGUAUCCCAGGGUCAGGACACCAAAAGCAAGGGAUUGUUAGAGCACUAGGCACAGCUGGAGUACUUAGAGAAGUUGGCGUACGGUCAGACUGUACUCCAUGCACCCAUUUUUCACUGUGAGGGACAAUCGCAUUCAUGCAUGAAGGAGCAUCCACUGUUUGAAAGGCUGACACAAUCAUAGCGUUCUUCUUUUGUGCCAAAAAUAGUCAUUUCUGAUUAUGCAAUCUUCACUGUAUUGUACAAGUAUUAUUGUUGUUGUUUUAUCAUUAGUGUUUAUUUAUUGCCAGUGUUACUGUUUCAUUACAAAACCAAUAGAUCAUGAUGAAGAUGUCUUAUUUGCUGGGAUCUGUUUGACCCAAAAGUGUCGUACUAGCGUGCAUACGGCUUGAGCUACAGUCAGACCUUCACCUCUUGUCACCCCAUUAACAACAACUUCAGCCCUGCAGGGGAAGUGACGUUGUUCACUGACCCGCUCCGUUUCCUGACCGUUCACCCCCAUCCUUUCAAUGAACUUCUAGAGUCUCCCCAAUGCCACAUUUGACCUUGGGAUUUGCUUAUUGCAGAGAGCCUCAAAGAAAAGUAUAUGUGUGGCUAUAUGUUUAAAGUAGCACACUUUUCUUACUGCUGGAGUAUAUAGUAUGCAUAUUCUGUAUGUAUAGGAUACCUGGAUGGCCUACUACAUUGCCAAAAUGUGCAGUAUACAUAAAGCGUGGAAUUCUGUAUCCCACAAUGCAAUGCGCUCAGCUUGACCUUCCAUUUUCAGUGUGACGAACGAACAAGCAUCAGCUCUCGCUUUCCUGACUAAUUAUUUGAUCAAAAUGCCAAAUUGUGAAUUACACAUAAAAUUGGACUUUUAUUUUCGAUGAUUUUUGCAAACUAGGCAGUAAACAGUAUAAACAGCACAGUAUAAUACACCGCUAUUCCAUUUUGAACAUAGCCUGUACUUAUGACUUGUUCCCCAUUAAUAGUUUGACAUCGUAUUUCCAGUGUGAUUGAUAUUUAGGAUGUUAGGAUUUGUUUAACUCCUCUUGUAAUCAGAGCUAGGUCUAUAUAAAAGGUCUCUGUGUGUGUGUGUGUGUGUGUG